CUCAACAGCUACAUCUGGGACCCCCUCCCGCACACAGAGAAGGUUAAAGGGGAGUGACGUCCCCCCCCCUGCAGCUUCACAGCACGAGGCGGACGAGUCGCUCCCGGCUCCAGCAGGAGAACCAAAGUGACCUCGCCGGAAGUGGAGAAGAACUUUUUUUUAUCUUUAAAAGAACAACUAAAGAACGGAGAACAUCAUCAUCAGUUUAACUUUAGAUAGCAGCAUUAACAUCUUUUCUUCUUUUUCAUUUUUAAUAUAUUUUGAUUUGUGACAUGAGCUCAUAGGACAAACUGGAUCUGCAGACGGAUCCUACAGAACCACUGAAUGUCAGAAAUGUCUUCAAAUACAUGAGAUGGAAAGAACCAAUAAAUUAUGAGUGGAAAACA
Austrofundulus limnaeus is the source of this 386-nucleotide messenger RNA. It is a transcript of the gene aig1, whose product is annotated as androgen-induced 1 (H. sapiens). The record is from RefSeq and is a predicted model, not a curated record. Lineage: Eukaryota; Metazoa; Chordata; Actinopteri; Cyprinodontiformes; Rivulidae. Gene Ontology annotation, cellular component: membrane; endomembrane system.